Messenger RNA from Medicago truncatula (barrel medic), 2052 nucleotides. RefSeq names its product arginine--tRNA ligase, cytoplasmic. Gene Ontology annotation, cellular component: cytoplasm. Gene Ontology annotation, biological process: arginyl-tRNA aminoacylation. The transcript is spliced from 19 exons. NCBI's taxonomy places the organism in Eukaryota, Viridiplantae, Streptophyta, Magnoliopsida, Fabales, Fabaceae. Gene Ontology annotation, molecular function: ATP binding; arginine-tRNA ligase activity. The record is from RefSeq and is a predicted model, not a curated record.
AUGUUCAUUUUAAAUGGUUGUUUUGGCUUAUGUGUUUUUAUAUAGGAAUUAGAUUGUCCGUCCAGUGUCAAGAAGCAAUUGGCGGAGCUGUUUCGAGAAUCUCUGAAAGCAACUGUGCCUAGUGAACCUGAUGUUGUUCCCUUAGUUGAAGCAUGUGUUGCAAAUAAAAAUGGUGUAAAACAUGCUGAUUAUCAGUGUAAUAACGCGAUGAGUCUUUUUCCUAUUAUUAAAGAGAAGCAACCCGAAUUCCGAAAUCCACGUUCACUUGGAGAGGGCAUUGCGAAAAAUCUCCCUCCAUCAGAGAUGGUAGAAUCGUGCUUUGUUGCCGGUUCUGGAUAUGUGAAUAUCGUCUUAUCAAAGAAGUGGAUAGCACAGAGCUUACAGAAGAUGCUCACUUCUGGUAUUCAUUCAUGGGCUCCUCGACUUCCUGUCAAGAGGAUUCUGGUUGACUUUUCCUCGCCUAAUAUAGCAAAAGAAAUGCAUGUUGGUCACCUGAGGUCAACCAUUAUUGGGGACACAAUUGCACGGAUGCUUGAAUUUUGUCAGCCGGAAUGUCUCAUCCGCCGAAAUCAUAUCGGUGACUGGGGCACUCAGUUCGGGAUGCUGAUUCAAUACCUCUUUGACAAAUUUCCAAAUGUAGAAGAUAUUAAUGAAUGUGAUAUUGGAGAUCUACAGGAAUUCUAUAAGACCUCAAAAUCCAAGUAUGAUAGUGAUCCCGAUUUUAAAACCAAGGCACGUCAGUCAGUGGUCAAGCUCCAGAGAGGGGAUCCCAAGUAUCGCGAAGCAUGGCAUAAAAUUUGUGAAGUUAGUAGGGCUGAAUAUAACAAGGUCUAUCGACGCCUUGGAGUUCAUUUGGAGGAAAAGCCAGAGAGCUUCUAUAAUCCAUAUAUCCCUCCUACUUUGAAGAAACUGGAGAAAUUAGGGCUGAUUGAAGACAGUGACGGUGCCCGUGUGAUAUUUGUUGAGGGUGUAGACAGACCACUAAUUGCUAGGAAAAGCGAUGGUGGCUACAACUACUUUUCAACUGAUCUAGCAUCACUUUGGUAUCGUUUGAAUAUCGAAAAGAUUGAUUGGAAUAUAUAUGUUACAGAUGUUGGGCAGUGGCAACAUUUUGACAUGCUUUUUAAGGCCUUCAGGCGUGCAGGGUGGUGGCUUCCAAAGGAUGCAAAUGAAUAUCCAAUAUGCACUCAUGUAGGUUUUGGUCUUGUUUGUGGCGAUGAUGGAAAACGAUUUAGGAGUCGCAGCAGCGAGACUGUUAGAUUGGUUGAUUUACUUGAUGAAGCUAAAAGCCGCUGUAAAGAUACUCUUCUUGAACGUGAUAAUGCUAAAGGUUGGACAGAGGAAGAGAUUGACAAAACAGCCGAGGCAAUUGGAUAUGGGGCUGUUAAAUAUGCUGACUUGAAGAUCAAUAGAUCAACGAAUUACACUUUCAGCUUUGAUCAGAUGCUUAAUGAUAAGGGAAAUACUGCUGUUUAUUUGUUGUAUGCACAUGCUAGGAUCUGUUCCAUUAUCGAGAAAUCUGGUAAAGACAUAGAAGAACUAAAAAAGAAUGGGAGUUUGGUGCUCGAUCAUAAAGAUGAGUGUACAUUGGCUCUUCAUUUACUACAAUUUACCGAGGUUUUUGUGGAGUCAUGUUCGAAUUUACUCCCCAACAAGUUGUGUGAAUACCUAUAUGAUUUGGCUGAAAUCUUCACAAAGAAAUUUUAUUCUAAUUGUCAGGUUGUUGGGUCACCUGAGGAAACUAGUAGACUCUUGUUAUGUGAAGCAACACUUACUGUGAUGAGACAGUGCUUCUAUCUCCUUGGAAUUGAACCAGUUGACAAGUUAUGACCACGUUUGAAAGCGGAGUUCAAGAGCAUGUUAGAGGGGAGUUCAAGAGCAUGUUAGAGGGGAGUUCAUCGAGUACGUUUUGGCAUCGUAGUUGACAAACCUUUUAGGCUAUCGCUGUUAAUGCAUUGUGACUUUGAGGGAUGAUUAGUAAUCUAGUCCUUUUAAGUUUAUUAUAUAUAAUCUUUGUAACCUUUAUUAUAUGGUAUUCUGUUAAAAUUCUAA